ACAGGGGUUAUGAUUGAGCAGAACACACCAUACACAGGCCAUUGCUGGAGGAGGCAAUAAAACCUAUUUAUUUUUUUUUUGCCUAACAGCAGAUUCCUACCUGAUAAUCAUCAGACUCCAGCAGGUCAAAAUUUCCAAAAGUACAAUCCCCAUGUUUAUCAAGUAGUUACAGCAGGAAAUAAUUUUCAGGGGCAAGUGACAGGGAAACAAAUGACAAAAUAAUUUUAUUGCAACAUUCAGCCCUUCCACACCUAAUUCUGAAAACAAAUAAAAGGUGGGAGGCUCACAUAAUUUCAUCUGCCUUCAACAGCAUCAGCUCUGCAGUCAGGAUGAAUCUCCCUAUUUUGACUGCAGUCCUUCUUGGACUCGUCCUGAAUCCAGCCCUUGCUGAUCAUCAUCAACAGACUGAAGUAAGCAAGAAAAUCUCCUUUGGUGGAGGCUACCAACUUAUGACCAUCAACAAGAAGUGGCUCGUGGCAAGUAUUGAGCAAAAGACCAACCAUGGGUCCUGGAAAACCAUCUGGAACUAUGACACAGGCUUUAUGGCAACCAAAGUGCUGCCAGAGAAAGCUUGCUACCAUUCCAUAAUGAACAGAACAGAGAUGCCCAGCUUUGAUGCACUCCCUCAGCUGGCUGCAGACAUCAGGAACCACAAUCGUCCAAGACCCCCUUCAAAGGAGAUCACAUUCACCCUCGUCAAGAGAACAAUCCGUGACCUUGAAUCAUAUGGACCAGACACCUUCUCCAUGUGCAGAGGACUCUCAACCUACGUGGCUUAUGAAGUUCAUGGACCACAAUUCAGUCUUGGAUCAUGCAUCAAACUCGAUGUCCUUCAAUAUUUGGCCCUCACGUACUGCCAUAAUGAUAACUUUGUGUAAAUCAUAUCUUUCUUUAACCCUGUGUGGAUGCUCCAGCAGCAGCCUUGUAGCUGCUGCCCAAGGCCAACCCUGAUACAGUUAUUCCCUGGCAUCUUCUCUUUCAAUCUGUCAUGAGGAUUGAGUACUGAAACAGAUCAAUUGGUGAGCAGAGCUGUCAAUUAAAUUCCUUCAUCAUGGACUAA
Oenanthe melanoleuca is the source of this 1060-nucleotide messenger RNA. RefSeq names its product gastrokine-1-like. The transcript has 6 exons. The record is from RefSeq and is a predicted model, not a curated record. Gene Ontology annotation, biological process: regulation of cell population proliferation. Bases 330 to 878 code for a protein of 182 amino acids. NCBI's taxonomy places the organism in Eukaryota, Metazoa, Chordata, Aves, Passeriformes, Muscicapidae.